Centruroides sculpturatus (bark scorpion) is the source of this 2186-nucleotide messenger RNA. RefSeq names its product ADP-ribosylation factor-binding protein GGA1-like. The coding region runs from base 147 to 2096 and encodes 649 amino acids. Gene Ontology annotation, molecular function: phosphatidylinositol binding; small GTPase binding; ubiquitin binding. Gene Ontology annotation, biological process: vesicle-mediated transport; intracellular protein transport. Lineage: Eukaryota; Metazoa; Arthropoda; Arachnida; Scorpiones; Buthidae. Gene Ontology annotation, cellular component: trans-Golgi network. The transcript is spliced from 16 exons. The record is from RefSeq and is a predicted model, not a curated record.
UUCACAAGCGAUUUGCGCUUGCGCAGACAGCUGUUUUUUUACAUGAUGGAGCUGAGUAUAUGGAGAAUUUUAAACAAAUUAUUUUUAUGUUGAUAAAUUAGAUCCAUUUUUUUUAAAAUACUGUAAAGUUAAUCAAGUAAUCUAGGAUGUCAAACGAUAAUUUAGAAUUAAUGUUAGUUGAAUUAACUAAUCCUCUGAAUAAAGAAUGUAAUUUAACUACGCUCAAUUUGUUUUGUCAGCAAGUCGAAUUAGAUGAGGAUGGCCCUCAAAUGUCUUUAAGAUUUUUAGCUCAUAAAAUUCAAUCUCCUCAAGAAAGAGAAGCAAUGCAAGCAUUAACUGCUCUUGAAGAAAUUAUUAAGAAUAGUGGUCCAAAUUUAAUUGCAGAAUUAGGAAAAUUUCGAUUUUUAAAUGAGCUUAUAAAAACUAUUUCACCAAAAUAUUUAGGGAAUCGAACAUCUCAUAAAGUAAAAGAAAAAAUAAUUGAAUUGAUGUUUAAAUGGAGCAUGGAGAUAAAAAAGGAAACCAAGAUAUUUGAUGCAUAUCAAAUGUUAAAGACACAAGGAAUUGUCAAGUCAGAUCCUAUCUAUGUUUUAGAGCAACCUCCUGAACCAUUUAAACCUCCACCUCCACGACCAAAAAAUGUGGUGUUUGAAGACGAAGAAAAGUCUAAGGUUGUUGUUGGGGUCAUGCAAGUGGCCAUGUGUAUGGGUGAUCAGAUUUGGGAUGGAGGAGAUCUGAGAGAAGUAUUGAAGGCAGAUCAUCGAAUGGAAUUAGUUCAAAGAAGAGUAACUGAAGUGGAAACAGUUAAAAUUAAUGCUAAUGUUUUAUCAGACAUGUUGAAUUGUUAUAAAGCUGGAGAAACAUCUGAGGAAGAAAAAGAGCUGAUGAAGGAACUGUACGAAAGUUCUUUGAGGUUAAGACCGAAACUGUUCAGGCUGGCCGGCGAAAUGGACGAGAAGGACGAAGGAUUGAGUGAUAUAUUAAAAGCUAACGACCAAUUAAAUGCGGUCAUCACAAAAUAUACGGAAAUUAUGGAAUCGGGCGGAGAUGCCACGAGAGCCGAAUCAGCACUUUUAGAUCUCAGUUUACCACCCAAAGAAGGUUCGGUUUCGUCUGAAAAUAAGUCUCUAUUAGACGACCAGUUAUUAGCCUUGGGUCUAAACGAAGCCGGCGAAGAACCCGUUAAAGAAUCGAAUUCCGAGAAAGAAGGUAGUUUAAGCGAUUUGGGCCAGUUAUUUUCCACGCCCGCAGUCUCUACUUCACUCCCAGAUUAUUUCUCACAUUCCUUCUUACGCCACUCCGCGCCUGGUGACGGAGCCACUUCCAGUUUGACCGAAACCGGCGGUACGCCGCCCUCUAAUAACUUGUUGGAGCCCUUACGACCCCUAAGCGUCGAAAAGACAAAAUCGGCCAACGACGACGAAACGGAAAAACAAAAUGCUUCGGGUAAGUCCCUGGAUUGUUUCGACGCCCUGGGACAGAUGAUAAAGCAAAGUCUGCCCUCGUCCGGAGCACCCAAACUGGAUUUCCCCAGCACUCCUCAAAAGAUACCGAUGAAUCUGCUGCAGAAACAGUCGACUCUCCUUCGGUCGGCACCCUUUCGGUCCUCUUCUACCGGAUCCGUUAACGUCCCGGAGACAGAAAGAGCCAACGUUUCGUCCAAAAAUUCCACCGUCGAAGUUCUUCCCCUCGAUAUUUUUGUACCUUUGGAGUCCAUCAAACCAGGAGACAUUUCGCCUCUGACUCUUCCGGAGAAGAACGGCUUGACGGUGGUCAUUCACUUCGGAAAAGACCGACCCAGAUCCGACGUGACGGUCAUGGUGGUGUCGACCAUGAGCAAGAACCCGAGUCCCGUCAAGAGUUUCAGUUUCCUGGCCGCGGUGCCAAAGACCAUGAAAAUAAAGCUGCAGUCUCCUUCGGCCACCGACCUACCCGCCUACAACCCCAUCCUUCCUCCAGCCGCCAUCACCCAGGUGUUGCUACUGGCCAAUCCCAAUCGGGAGAAAGUGCGGCUAAAGUACAAGCUUUCCUACUGCAUCGACGGACAGCAGUUCGCCGAGGCGGGCGAAAUAGAGAAUCUUCUGGGCCCGCGGUGACCAGCCCAAUUUUGUAUUUUUCCACCGGGUGGGGCCGAAAACCCCUUCGCGUUUUAAAUAGCCGACAACCAAUAAAUAAACGUUUAUUUC